Dipodomys spectabilis (banner-tailed kangaroo rat) is the source of this 5337-nucleotide messenger RNA. It is a transcript of the gene Fam13b, whose product is annotated as family with sequence similarity 13 member B. The coding region runs from base 506 to 3163 and encodes 885 amino acids. Gene Ontology annotation, biological process: signal transduction. The record is from RefSeq and is a predicted model, not a curated record. The transcript has 23 exons. Lineage: Eukaryota; Metazoa; Chordata; Mammalia; Rodentia; Heteromyidae.
CUCCGCCCUGAGCUCUCCUCCCGCUCGCCGUUAGGGAGGCUCCGCGCCUCAGCUGCUGCCUGGGUUGCCGCUCCCGCCCCUUUUCCCGCGUCUCCUCCGCCGCCGCCGCUGGGGAUAUCCGAGGGUCGUUACCGGGCUGGCCCCGCGCCACAGCCGUCGCUCUAUCUUUCCGCCAGCGGCCGCCUCAGGAAGAGACUCGCUGGCCGCGGAGCCUGUUAGGGCCUCAGUUCUCGCCCUUUUGCCGUCGCCGCGGGUCCUGGAGAAGCGGCCGAGGCCGGGGGACGGGGCUUCGCUGUUCCAACGAUUAACUGCUGAAGUGCUGAUCAAGUUCUGCGUUUCUUCAAUGAGGAACUACAGGCUGAUCUUCUGCCAUAAUCUCAAACAACCAUAAAUGACAAAAAAAUGCUUGCUCAGUGAGGGUAGCUGGUGCAGAAGACAUUUUUUAAACUUAGGUGUUUAAGUACUCAGAGAAAAGACAGCUUUGAUUUCUGGCUGCAAAAAAGAUAUGAGGAAGAGCUCCUCCCCUUCCUUGAGUAACUGCAACUCCGUUCUUGCUAACAAAAUAUUUGGAAUUCCACUUGAUGAGCUGCAGCAGGGAGGACAUCCAGACAAUGAGGUUCCGUUCAUAGUCCGCCACGUUGUGGACUAUAUUGAGGAACAUGGAGGUCUGGAGCAACAAGGACUUUUUCAAGUCAAUGGAAAUGCUGAGACAGUGGAGUGGCUUCGGCAGAGAUACGACAGUGGAGAAGAGGUGGAUUUGGUUAAGGAAGCAGAUGUUCCCUCAGCUAUUAGUCUUCUUAGGUUUUUCCUUCAAGAACUUCCUGAACCUGUUAUUCCUGGCAGUUUGCAUAUUCACUUAAUGCAACUCUCUCAAGAUUAUAAUAAUGAAGAUGAAUUUGGAAGAAAGUUGAGGUUCCUCUUGCAACAGCUUCCACCUGUUAAUUACAGUUUGUUAAAGUUUCUGUGUAGAUUUUUAGCUAAUGUAGCAUCACAUCAUGAAGAAAUUUGGUCUGCAAAUUCUUUGGCUGCUGUCUUUGGUCCAGAUGUCUUUCACAUUUACACAGAUGUGGAAGAUAUGAAAGAGCUAGAAAUUGUAAGCAGGAUAAUGGCGGGACUUCUGGAAAACUAUUAUGAGUUUUUUGAAAAUGAAGAGGAAGAUUUUUUAUCAAAUGAUUUGAGUUCAAUUACUGAACAGGUUAACGAACUUUCUGAGGAAGAAGAUGAAAAGCUGGAACAUAUAGAAGAACUUCCAGAAGAGGGUGUAGAAAAAUCAAAUGACAUGCCAGAAGUGGUACAAUUAAGGAUGACUGAAAAUAUCCUGGAAGCAAAUAGUGUUACACCAUCAACAAGUGCCCAAAUAUCUCCUGCCAGCAUCUUACCAGCCUCUGCAGAGGUUGAUAUUGCUGAUGAUGUUAUUAAUGCCAGUGAUAGUAAUAGAGACUGUUCAGAACCUGUGGCUGGCAGUAACUUAGAAAAUGAAGUUAUGCAGCAAGAUUUUGUAUUUGAAGAUCAAGAAAAUAACCAGUCUGUAGGUAUAAUGUUAGAGCCAUGUAGUGACCAUGGUGAUAGUGAAGAUGGCUAUCUUGAGAGGAAAGAAUAUUUGUUAUUUGAAAAUGAUAAGUUGUCACACUUAAUUCUGGAAUCUAGUAGCAACAUACGUGAUUUGAAUGCUAACACUGAAUCAGAAAUGCCAGGAAGUCAAAGUGUUGGUGUUCAAGGGGAAGCAGCAUGUGUCCAAAUUCCACAUUUAGAUCUGAAGAAUGUUUCUGAUGGUGAUAAAUGGGAAGCGUCAUGCCCUAUCACUUUCCCCCUCAUUGAUUUCAAAACAAUGCAUCUGCAGAGAGAUGGGGAGGAGCCAUUUCCUGCUUUUAAGUCUUGGCAGGAAGAUUCUGAGUCUGGAGAAGCUCAGCUGUCUCCACAAGCUGGAAGAAUGAAUCAUCAUCCUUUGGAAGAGGAUUGUCCCCCAGUACUAUCACAUCGAAGUUUAGAUUUUGGGCAAAGCCAGCGUUUUCUACAUGAUCCAGAAAUGCUAGAGUCUUCAUCUAAAGCACUUUCUUUUGCUCGGAUUCGAAGAUCAUCCUUUGGUUUAAAAGAUGAAAAAAGAGAAGAUAGAACACCUUACCAAUUGGUCAAGAAACUUCAGAAAAAAAUCAGACAAUUUGAGGAACAGUUUGAAAGGGAAAGAAAUAGCAAGCCCUCCUACAGUGAUAUUGCAGCCAACCCAAAGGUUUUAAAAUGGAUGACAGAGCUUACCAAACUGCGGAAGCAAAUUAAAGAUGCAAAACAUAAAGGCUCAGAUGGAGAAUUUGUACCUCAGACACGACCACGUAGCAAUACUCUUCCAAAAAGUUUUGGCUCUUGUCUAGAGCAUGAAGAUGAAGAGAAGGAAGGUGAAGUCAGAGUCAUUCAGAAGGAGAAGAAACAAUCUAAAGAAGUAACUCUUGAACUGAUUCUGAAAAGAUUGAAGGAAAAACGCGUUGAAAGGUGUCUUCCAGAAGAUGUUAAGAAAAUGACAAAAGACCAUUUAGUAGAAGAGAAAACUUCUCUACAGAAAAGUCUACUUUACUAUGAAAGUCAACAUGGAAGGCCGGUGACCAGAGAAGAAAGGCACAUUGUUAAACCUCUCUAUGAUAGAUACAGACUUGUAAAACAGAUGCUGACAAGAGCUAGCAUCACUCCUGUCCUUGGUUCUCCCUCUACUAAGCGACGGGGUCAGAUGUUACAGCCAAUCAUAGAAGGAGAAACUGCACAUUUUUUUGAAGAAAUCAAGGAAGAAGAAGAGGAGGAUAGUGUUAGUUUGUCCUCUGAGUUAAGUGAUAUCUUGAAAACAGCUGUACAGGCACAGUCUUCAUUGGAAAACUCAGAGUCUGAUGUUGAAGAAAAUCAAGAAAAACUAGCUCUGGAUCUUCGAUUAUCAAGUUCCCGAGCAGCUUCUAUGCCUGAAUUACUGGAACAACUUUGGAAAGCCAGAGCUGAGAAAAAGAAACUACGCAAAACAUUACGGGAAUUUGAAGAGGCAUUUUAUCAACAAAAUGGAAGGAAUGCCCAGAAAGAGGAUCGUGUUCCAGUGCUUGAAGAAUACAAGGAAUACAAGAAAAUUAAAGCCAAGCUUAGGCUUCUUGAAGUUCUUAUCAGCAAACAAGAUUCUUCAAAGUCCAUAUAAAAAUACGUUCCUUGAAAAUUCACAUCAUAAAAUCAGUUGUAUUCCUUGAAGCUAUCAUCACUUAACUUGUUGGCUGGUACUUGAGUUCAUUUUGUCAGGCACGCAGAGAAUCUCACUUUGUACUUGGUUGUGGUGCCACUAAACAAAGGAUGGGGAGGGAAAGUAGGCCCUCUCUUGGGAGUGUGAUGUUCCAUAUUAACCAUAAGACUGUCUCUCCACCUUUAGCAAACAAGCCGUUUCCUUCAUUGUUUUCUACUACAGAUACAUCCUGUUAAGCAAAAGACUAGAUUUAUCCUUUGAACUUCAAGAACUUUGGAAAUACAAAUAUUUUAUUUACUUUUUUUUUCCAUUACUGAAGAAUAUUGAGAGGAAAAUCUUCAUGCUGAGUUCUUCGGUUGCCUUUUUUCUUACAGAAUGACUGAAAAUUUGAAAGAAAAGCCUAUAAAAGUGACAUAUGCAACUUUAUUCUGUUUUCCUAGAGAAACCAAAAUCAGACUGAAAUUUCAAGUCCUACUGUGGAACACUUUCCUGUUUAAUUCCAAAAGUGACACAUUCGCACAGGUAGUAUGGUAGCAAAAAUUUGCAAUUCAGUGGUCACUUAGCUCUUGGAUGAAGAUAACAAUGGGUAGACCAAAAAGUGACCUUGCUAAUUUAUUUGUCUAUUGAAAUAUACCACACAUCAAACACAGAAGUAAAUCAUAUCACAUGCUGCCUAUAGGACUUAAGUUACUGUUAUUCCUAAGUUACUGUUUAUCAGCUGGUGAUGUGAUUUUUCUAGAUCAGAUCUUGUGCUCUUCCUCUCCCUCACCCCACCCCCACACACACCAGAUAAUGUGAGAAAAUAGCCAUGUCAGUAUGUAGGAACUCUGAUGGUGCUCAGAUUUGUGUGUUUGAUCAAGUGGGCCUAAAUUGGCAAAAUAAUUAUGCCUAAGUAAAAUCUGUUUUUAACAAGGGCUAUAUACACCACUGCAGUUUUUCAUGUACCUUCAGGGGGCCGCAUUGUUUCCCCUGUCUGAAUUACCAAAAUGUGGACAGAGUCCCCUAUAAAGUGAACACCUUUUCUCAUUCAUGCUUUCUAAAGCAGUGCUUACAGGAUCUGUAGUGAGUGGUAUACCCCUUGUCAUGCAUCUUUUUUCUUUGGCUUUGCAUGCCUUUUUUUUGCAUGCCUUUUUUUCAGGUAUUCUAAUUUUUCUGGAAUGGUGACUUGAUUCAAGCUUAAUGUGUUAAUUUUUUUUCCUGGUGCUUUUAUGGAUUGAUGAGUGUCUCACUUUGUGCCCAUGUUUGCAUGCAGUGGCUCACGCAUGGUUUCUUAACUAGCUAAUAUUAAAAGUUUGUCUCAUACAAGAAUGAAAUUUUACAGCAUCCUUUAAUAACAUGAGGGAAGCAUGAACCUCAGGUUUUUGGCACUAUUAAUAGUAAGCACAUGAAGUAGCAUAGUGUUUCUAGUAUUUUAUAUUUCUCAUGUGUGUGCAAUGAAUGCCUUUUUCAGAGGAGGGAAAAUCCAGUGGUAGUGAAUUUGUAGUUGAGGGAUUUAAAAAGAAAAAAAAAAAGCACUAAAUCCAGUCGUUUUUGUGUGGUUUCCUUUUGAUACAACUAGGUUAUUCAUAAUGUAUUCCUAGGAAAGUAAAACUAAAAUGCCAAAAAAUUGUAUCAUUUUGAUUUGAAUCCAUCAUGUGGUGUACAUUUCAGUUAAUUUUCUUUCACUAUCCAGUGUAACAUCUAAUUUUAUGUGCACUAUAAUAUUGUUUUUUAUGAAUGUUUUAUUUUAUAUACCACAUGCAAAAAUGUCCAUGUGCACUAUUUAAAUGUUUUAAAUAAUAUAUUCCUUCUUUAUAAUGCUGAAUCUAUUUGAGUACCAUAUUUUUAUAAGUCAGUGGCCUGAAUAGUUUGAUUUUAGCAUUAAUAGCUGAUUCCUGAUGUUAGAUAUUGUUAAUAUUUAGCUGCGAGUAGAAUAGCUAACAAUGGCAUGGCAGCACUUAAGCUUUGUACAGUAUUUUGUGUUAUAGUUGAACUGUAGGUGGUAGAAUUAGGCAGUUUGUGAUAGUUAUACAUUGGUAUCAAUAAAAACUAUAUACAAAUCAUAUAUAGAUAUAUAUGUCCACCAGAAUAAUUGUAUUGCUGUGUCUGGCACUUCAUUGUAUAGAAUUUUGUAAUAAAAGAACCUCAAUGUUCUA